AUGACUCAACCAUCUCUCACAACCACGUUUGACACGUCUUUAAUAGACCUGGCGGCGUUACCGGGAACCCGACAGCACCGGCGGCGGCUACGGCAAGAAAAGCAGCAGCAGAGCAGCCAGCAGUUCGGAUCCUUCUCCACCACCGAACCAGACACUGAGGACGACGAAGACAUUAACAACGGAGCCGACGAUUUCGCAGAAGACGUCCCUUCGCAGGCUGCUGCCAACAACAGUAACGACUUCCUCUUCACCACGUCCGGCGCUCUCGCGAGAACCCCUGCGCUGAGCUCGGACGAGGACUCGGAUUCUGGAGAGGAGAACGCACCACCACCACUACUAUCAAGACCGCCACUUCCGCGGCCACCACUCGCCUCGCCGCAACCACCCAGGCUAAGGCCAACGCCAAAGAGAUCUCCGGUUUCUGCUUCCGCCGCUGCUGCACGUGCGUCAAGCCAAGCCAAACGGGCAUCCGCGACGCCAACAUCUUCCUCCAAGCACCCUCAGCCUUCGUCGUCGCCAACACCGUCCUCGCCAUCGUCUCCGCCGACUUCUGUUGCUGCUGCUGAACAGAGCUCGAGACGUCCGCCCGCUAAGCGCAGGAAAAUGGCUCGGGAUGCUUCUUCGCCGUCUACCGGCGCCGGCACGCCUUCUGCUUCUGCGUCUGCGAGCCUGCAGAAGGUAGAUCCUGUCGUUGAUCGUGCCGUUGGUAAGACGGCGACGCCUGUUCGCCAUCUAGACAACGUCGCUGCGUAUGAUGCGUGGGCGGCUGUGUACGACUCUGAUGGGAAUAUCCUGCAGAGUGUAGAUGACUUGGAAUUAGAGGGGAUACUGCCGGGGUUUCUGGAGAGCGCCGCAGGGAAGGUGGGAGGUGGAGGGGACGAGGUGUUUAGGGUGCUGGAUCUGGGGUGUGGGACCGGGAGAAAUACGGAGAAGGUUGUGAGGUGGUGGGAGGAGGAGGCGGCGAAAAGGAAGGUGAAGAGAAGGAUGGAGGUGACGGGCGUGGAUGCGUCGAAGGGGAUGCUGGAGAAGGCGAAGGGAAGGUUGAUCCCGCUCGUGGAGGACUCAGACGUGACUACACUCAACCUUCUCAACCUUGAUCCUUUCGCGUCCUCGUCCUCCGCAUACAUUGCUACGCCUCUGGAACGCCAACCGCCCUUCCAUGCUGUUGUCUCUACUCUGGUUCUGGAACACCUGCCUUUGGCAACUUUCUUCCGCACCCUCGCCGCGCUCCUCGCUCCUGGCGCUAUCGCUCUCAUUACCAACAUGCACCCGGACAUGGGCGCUGUCUCCCAGGCUGGCUUUGUUAGCACGGAUGCGGACGGCAAGCAGGUGAAGGUGAGGGGGAAGAGCUGGGCGCAUGGGAUUAGGGAGACGGUCGAAGCGGCUACGGAGGUGGGUUUGACUGUCGUAGAUGUGGUGGGUGGAGCGAGUGCGGGUGGGGUUAAGGGAGUGAGGGAGAGGUCAGUGGAUGAGGAGUUGAUUAAAAGCGGGAGGGUGGGUGAACGGGGAUGGAAGUGGGUGGGUACGAAGGUGUGGUAUGGGUUUGUAGUGAAUAAAGCUGAUGGUAGUAGUUCGGAGGUGGAGAGGGAGUGA
Lasiodiplodia theobromae is the source of this 1593-nucleotide messenger RNA. Its product is annotated as Methyltransferase type 12. Bases 1 to 1593 code for a protein of 530 amino acids. The record is from RefSeq and is a predicted model, not a curated record. The transcript is spliced from 2 exons. NCBI's taxonomy places the organism in Eukaryota, Fungi, Ascomycota, Dothideomycetes, Botryosphaeriales, Botryosphaeriaceae.